Molecule: messenger RNA, 1050 nt
Organism: Penicillium mononematosum
Lineage: Eukaryota; Fungi; Ascomycota; Eurotiomycetes; Eurotiales; Aspergillaceae
Product: alkene reductase
Exons: 2
Coding region: 1-1050 (349 amino acids)
Molecular function (GO): NADPH dehydrogenase activity; FMN binding
Source: RefSeq, a predicted model, not a curated record
AUGUCUGGCCUAUUCCAACCUCUCCGCAUUGGCGACGUUGAAUUACAGCACCGAGUUGUCAUGGCUCCUCUCACUCGCCUGCGCGCCGAUGCGGAACACGUCCCCCUUCCUAUGGCCACCACAUAUUACGAACAACGCGCCUCAGUCCCUGGGACAUUGAUUAUCGCCGAAGCAACCCAGAUCUCCGCCUCCGAGGGUGGAAUACCCCAUGGCCCAGGGAUCUGGACCGAAACGCAAAUUCAAGGAUGGAAAAAAAUCACUGAUGCUGUCCACGCCAAAGGCAGCUAUAUUUAUUGCCAGUUGAUUGCACUUGGUCGAGCAGCUGAUCCAGAUCAAUUGAAAAAAGAGGGAGGGUAUGAUCUGCUUGCACCUAGUCCUAUUCCAAUGGAAUCUGGAAUGCCGACUCCCAAGGAACUUAGGGAGGAACAGAUCCAAAGUAUUGUUAGCAAUUUUGCAAUUGCAGCAAGGAAUGCAAUCCGUGCUGGAUUCGAUGGCGUUGAGGUCCACGGAGCGAAUGGGAUCAAUGGGGUGGGAAGUGUUCCGAACCGCGCCCGGUUCGGUCUGGAUGUGGCUAGGGUGUUGGUGGAUGCCGUUGGCCCUGAGAGGGUUGGAUUCCGACUCAGUCCAUGGAAUACCUGGCAGAGCAUGAAAAUGGCCGACCCUGUUCCCCAGUUUGCCUACUUUGUAGAGCAGUUGAAACAGCUCAAGCUAGCGUAUCUCCAUGUCAUCGAGUCGCGUGUGAUCAACAAUGUGGACUGUGAGAAAACGGAGGCAAUCAACUUCUUACUUGAUAUCUGGGGCAGAACUUCCCCUGUGCUUGUUGCAGGCGGGUAUAACGCGGAGAAUGUCCAAGUUGCCAUGGAAGAAGAGUACAAAAACAAUGACGUCGCUGUUGUCUUUGGUCGUCACUUCCUCGCGAAUCCUGAUCUACCAUUCCGGCUUCGGCAUCAACUUCCCCUGAAUGGUUAUGACCGGUCUAGCUUCUACACCGCUACGCAAGAAAAGGGCUACGCAGAUUAUCCAUUCAGGACAGAGUUCACGAAGAUAUAA